AUGUUAUUGAAUCAAGAUUGGAAUGAAAUCAGAAGAAUACCAAGUGGUCUUGAUAAAAGUUGGGAGACAAGAAGAGUAGAAGGUUUAGAGAUGAUGUCGACCAGUUUGGAACUUCAGAGAGAGAAGGUAAGACAUUCAUGCAAGGCACCUACUUGCUAUCAUACUGCAGUUAACAAAGGCAGCCUGGCAUGCAACAAUAAGAAGAAUUCUUCAUCAAAGAACCAUGAGGUGCUUGCCACUGCAAACCACAAUCAAAUGGCUGCUAGAACCAAGGGUGGCUCCUGUGGUAAGAAUGGUAAUGCAACUGACAGUAACUGCCAACAAAUUGUCAAAUGUAGAUCUUUAUCCAGUUCUAAAAAAAAUAAGUUAUCAAUUAUCUCAUCACCACACAAACAUGAGAGGUCACUGACCUGUGAAAUAUUUCCUGGUGUCGGUGGCUCUGUUGUCGGAAAAAACGCUAACCAUCAAGCUGCAACAUCAGAAAACUUUGAGAUGAAGGAGCUAGAGGAACAAGUCAUUGAAUUGAUUCACCAGCUUGCUCAACACAAACAUCAAGCUCGACUGGACAAGUUGAGUCUUGCUAAACUUCAACAGGAACUUUCAAGAACCAUAAGUGAAAAACCAAUGAGAGAAAUGUUGAAAAGACAGUUGGAACAGGAGAGAGAAAGAAGAGAAUUUUUGGAGAACAAAUUGAAGGAGAUGAAAAAUGAAUGCUGUUAUUGCUGUCCCAAUGAAAUUAAUGUUCUAAAAAAAGAGAACACCAGGUUAAAUGAGGCCAUCCAAGAUCUGUUGCCGUACAAACACAGGACUGAAAGAAUGCAACAAAAUAAUUCAAACUCAGUCAACAGUCUUGAGACAGAAAUGAGCAAAUUGAAAAGUCAGCUGGAGAGUUUGGUGCAAGACAAUCACUUGAUGAACAUGGAGGUACAAAAGUUGGAGUCGAUAAUCAACAAAUGUUAUCAAUGCAAACUACAAAUGACUGGCCACAUCAAGUUGAUCGAAACUACACCGGGCAAAGUUGGCAAAAUCGGGUGGUCGAUCAGAGGUGUCUACUCAAUCAAACAAUUUCUGGCAAACAUGCAGAAAAACCUUUUCGCCAGCUACAUCACUGCAAUCAUCGAAAUGUUUAGCAUCGAAAGGAGUAGCAACUAUUUCGAAAAUGUAAUGAAGCGAGUGAUAGAGAAAAUUUUACUAUUCCCGAUUGGAUUCUACCUCUGCCACAGCCUGAGCUUAAUGGCAAUACAAAUCCACCAUCAUAUGAAAAAAUAUCAUAAAUUAUUCGUAAAAUUAAAUUAA
Helobdella robusta is the source of this 1296-nucleotide messenger RNA. RefSeq lists its product as hypothetical. NCBI's taxonomy places the organism in Eukaryota, Metazoa, Annelida, Clitellata, Rhynchobdellida, Glossiphoniidae. The coding region runs from base 1 to 1296 and encodes 431 amino acids. The record is from RefSeq and is a predicted model, not a curated record. The transcript has 8 exons.